Molecule: messenger RNA, 682 nt
Organism: Cydia strobilella
Lineage: Eukaryota; Metazoa; Arthropoda; Insecta; Lepidoptera; Tortricidae
Product: ferritin heavy chain-like
Exons: 2
Coding region: 32-664 (210 amino acids)
Biological process (GO): intracellular iron ion homeostasis; iron ion transport
Cellular component (GO): cytoplasm
Molecular function (GO): ferrous iron binding; ferric iron binding
Source: RefSeq, a predicted model, not a curated record
UUUUGUACAAUCAGAGCCAUUGAGAAUAAACAUGAAAGCUGUAAUGCUUGCCGUCGUUUCGUUCCUGGCUGUCUUCGCCCCGGCUUUGGCCACCCAAUGCUCCGUGGCGCCAGUGAACGUGCCCAAGGAAUGGAUCACCAUCCACGGUACUUGCCGAUCGGCCAUGCGUCGUCAGAUCCAAAUGGAAGUUCGCGCUUCGUUGCAGUAUCUUGCCAUGGGAGCCCACUUCUCUAGAGAUGGGGUGAACAGGCCAGGCUUCGCCAAACUGUUCUUCGACGCGGCCUCCGAGGAGCGUGAACACGCGCUCAAACUCAUUGACUACCUGCUCAUGCGAGGAGAGCUCACCCAUGAUGUAUCCUCUCUCAUCAAGAUCAGGCCCCCGGAGAGCAAGACCUGGGAGGCUGGCGUAGACGCCCUGGAACAGGCCCUGAUGAUGGAGAACGAGGUCACCAAGAGCAUCCGCACCGUCAUCUCAGCCUGCGAGGAUGACCCAGAAUUCAACGACUACCACCUGGUCGACUACCUGACCGGCGAGUUCCUGGAGGAAUACAAGGGCCAGCGCGACCUGGCCGGCAAGGCCACCACCCUCAAGAAAAUGAUGGACCGCCACUCUGCCCUCGGCGAAUUCAUGUUCGACAAGAAACUUAUCGGCAUGGACAUCUAAAUCUAAGCCUAAAUAGUG